AUGAAAUCGGGCAACUCGGAUAUCAAAAAACAGGCAUCAAAUUUCUUAGUGAAUGGUAUUCCUGGCAAUCUCGAUUCCCAAAUAUUUGCAGCAGGUCAAGCAUAUGUAUCUCUAAGUCGUUGCACUGAUUGGGAGAAGGUUAAAAUUAAUGCACUUGCAAGGGAAGCAUUUAUUACUGAUCAAUCAAUGGUAGCAGAAUACGAACGUUUAGGAAAAAUUUCUGCCAACUCGCUUCCAUUUUUUGUACCUCGACAUGGAGUUGUAUCUGAUGUAGAAGUUCAAGAAAUACCAGAUAAAGGCUUAGGUUUUGUCACUAAACAAGCUACAUUAUGUGACAAUAAAGUGGUGGCAUUUAUUCCUUUCUCACUCACAAUCAGCAAAACAAAAAUAAACAGAUUUGCAAAAGAAAAGGCCCCAAAACUAGAUGAAACUAUUCAAUUGUUGAAAAAUAGUGGCCAAACAUUAACAGAACGAUUGGCAAUAAUAUUUUAUCUCCUGUAUGAACGAGUUGGACGUGCUGCUUCUGGUGACCCACCAUCUAUAUGGAAAGAAUAUGUGGACAUAUUACCACGUACAUUACACACUCCAUUAUUUUAUAAUGAGUCAUUGAAAACAUGUCUUAAUGGAACAAGUUUAAAAGCAGCAGUAGAGGCAAAACAUAAAAAGCUUGAACGAGAGUAUGCUUUGUUUCGUCCUUAUUUUAAUAAUUGGACAUUGUCAUUACAAAACAACAAUAACAAUAAUGUGGUAGUGGUGGAUUCAGCAGUGACAUUUGAGCAUUAUAAAUGGGCCGAUGGAAUUUUUUGGUCAAGGAUAUUAUCAUUUGGCAGUCGUUUUGAAUUUGCGCCAUUGGAUCAAACCCCUUAUAGAACAGAAUUGAUGGAUGAUUAUCAUCUAGUGCCAUAUCUUGAUUUUGCUAAUCACUCAUUAACACCAUGUGCUCGGUGGGAACUUACAACCGAAGGUGUGGAAUUGGUCUUAACAAAAUUAGAUUCAGAUGAGCAACUUUUGCCAGAAACAGAAAUUUGUAUUUCAUAUGGUGAUAAACCAAAUUCUGAAUUAUUAUUUAUUCAUGGUUUUACAUUAAGUGAUAAUCCAUGUUCUACUAUAUCUUUUAAUUUACCAUUUUAUGAAACGGAUGAAUUAAUACAAGCAAAACUGUUGUUCUUACAAGAUCAUGGUAUCAAACCUUUAGUAACUUUAAAACGAAAAAAAGGAGGAACAGAGUUAUCAGAAUAUUCCACGAAAGCUAUGUGGUUAUGUGUUUUGACUGAAGAUUAUGGUCUCAAAGUGUCAGAGCCUUCAAUUGAUUCACCAACAAUUGAGCUAAUCAUAAAUGACAAAGUUAUUGAGAAUGCAGAGAUGCUUGAAAGCGUUAUUAAUGGGAUGGAUUUGUUACCAGUGAUUCAAUUCCGAGUAGCAGAUUUAAUUUUAGAUAAUGUGAUGAAUCUUUUAUCAAAUUUUAAACAGACAAAUGAAUUGGUUUUAAAGUCAAUGGAAAGUGGAAAAAAUAGUAGAGAACUUGCGUACAUUAAAAUUUAUAGAGAAGAUGAAUACAAGUUCUUGGAGUAUGCUGUUGAAGAUUUCACUAGCAAACGUGAAUCUUUAAUGAAUGAUGAAACAGUCCAACCGGAUCUGAAUAAAUGGAUAUUAAAACGUUUAUUUCAACCAAUAAGCCUUGAAAAUGACAAGAAUAUUCAAGUUUUACAUGUUUCAAAUUUACGUCUUGCUUCUUUGAUGCAAUCUCAAAAUGAAAGAAAAGUUAAAGAUAUUUAUACAUUAGACAAUUUACCUGAUCUUAAAGAAUCAGAUGAUAAAUGUUAUAGGUUGAUGCCACAUUCAUGUAUUGUCACUCUCGCGACAAAGUAUCGAAUGGUUUUUCUCUUGGAUGUAACAACAUCUUUAGCAACUAUAGAUUGUAAUAAUACUCGAGAAAUAAUAAUAUCUGAAGUUAUGAAAACUGUACGACGAUGUCUUGAAGGAAUUGUUCAGCCUUUUAUGAUCCAAGAUAUAAAUAUAGAUAAAGCAUUGCAGUUUCAGCCAGAAAUAUCAAUAACAGUUAUUGCAGAAUGCUCUCAUUUCGCUUCAAAUGCAAAUUUAAUACCUUUAUUGGCAGGAUUUCCAACAAUGUCAGUUUUAAUGCAAGGAAUUAUAGUCACCAAAAAUAAUGUUUUAGAAGUAAUUGAAAAAUUAAGAAAUGAACUUUCAAUUUUUCAAGAUGCCGUUGCCACUUUCCGUCAAGGUCUUCUUCAGAAAAAAUUUCCAGUAGCUUAUGUCAUGGAUGUAACAGGAUCAAGUGGAGCCAAUUUAUCAUAUAGUCUGAAUGCUGGUUUAUUUGCACUCAAAUUACUUCAAAAUGAAGGCAUGCCUUCUUUAUUAGUUAUCACUGAUGGGGUAGUCAAAUCUAAUUUGGCACAUAUGUCAGUUGGUGAUGAUGUUAUUCAACAACUCUGUAAAGAAGGUGUAAGAUGUAAUAUUAUUCAAGUUGGUUCAAAUCAAAAUUUUAAUCCUGGAUGUAAUUUUGGAUUAAUUCCUGAUAAUGAAGUUUUAAAAUUUGUUUCAACUGCAACCUCGGGUGUUUUUUUUUAUUCUUGCGAAUGUCCAAAUAUUUCUUCGGGCGUUAGGUCGUUAAAUGAUAAUGAUGUUGAAUGGCAUUCACUCAAUUUCUAUCAUAGGCAUUUGCUCAUGAAGGAAACACGUUACAUGAGAAGAAAAAAUCACCAUCAAAGAUACCCAAAUAAUUCUGUCAGUUCAAUCGAUAGCCCAAUUAUUGAUGUUACACGCCAACAUUACGGCGAUAGUAUUAGAGGUUUUAAUUUUAAUUUUCCUUGGGAUCCUAAAAGUCUUCCGCCAACAGCUGAUACAAUGUCAACACGUUAUCGAGAAUAUUCUUUGUUGGUAGAUGUCCAACAAUUGAUAUUUGCAAGAAUACGUCAAGGAUUUAGUAUUGAUGAUGUGUUUCUAUUUACCAGUAAAAAUUAUAAUAAAGCUGAAAGAAUACAUAUUUCGAUGUCAAGACUAUGGUUGCCAAAUGUUACAGUUCAGUAUAAAAUCAGAGCAUUAUGGAUUAGUGAAACAAAAGGAUUAUUGCGUCUUAAGUCACCAAGAAUUGAAAUAAAUGUAAUUUCAGACACUUUAUUAGCAAUUUAUCUUCUUAAUUUUCAAACAGCUCAACAAAAUAAUGAUCCAAGUCAUCCAUUGUUUACAAAAUUUAUGAAAUUACUCAAAUUUUUAACAACAAUUUACGAAACUGACGAACUUUUAAAGAAAUAUUUUUAUCAUAAACUACCAAAAGAAACCAGUAAAUUUCAAUAUCAACAUCCCAGUUUAAUUAAUGGAAAUUUCAACAGUAAUAGCAGUAAUAAUAGUAUUGAUAUUAAUAUUAAUAAUGGUAUUAAUGGAACUGGAGGUAUUUUAACCACAUCGCAUCUAUCACAUGUUAAUAAUAGAUUAGAAAUUUUAAAACAGUUGUGGGAUUUUUUGGAACAGAGUCCACAGAGGUUAAACACUAAUUUUUGGUACGAGGACACUAAAUUUGAUUUUCUUAUAUCUUUAAAUUUAUCAUUUUCUUCCUCACCAAUAGCUACAACUAUCAGAAAGAUAAGCAAAUUAAAUAAAUCAUCUUCGAUAGAUCAAAGGAAUAAGGAUUCUUUAACUGCUAAUAUUAAAAAACAUUUAACAGAUUCUUGGGCAACCUUUACGUUUUCUGAUAAUAUUUUUGUAAAAGUAUUAAAUGCUAUGGAAGAUAGCAAUAAAUUAUCGCCAUUAAGUUUUUGUGAGUUGAGAAUCAAUAAUGAAGCAGGAAAUCUUUAUUCUGGAAAUCUUUCAUUUUUUAAUGUUGAUUUCAUCAAUCGUCAACAAAUUUCGAAUAUGUCAACAAAUGCUCGUCAAUUAACUGGAAAAAAUAAUAUUUUGAGAUCAUAUUUAAAUCAUUGGAAAGGUAUUUGGUUGUCAGAUAUUGAACGUGAGGUUUUCUUGGUCGAAUAUAGAAACAUUCCAAUUCAGGAUUUAGCAUAUCAACAUUUGUGUCAAGCACGUCUCGAUGAAGGCUAUUUGAUGGUUUUCCAACGCAAGAACCUUAGUCUAUUUUAUCGAGAAAUAAAUUUUCAUAAUAAAGAAAAUUCAAAUAAUCAAAAUAAUUUAUGUGGCGUACAGUAUCUUAUUUUUAAAGAUUCUUGUAAUGGUGAAAUUAUUACUGAAAUAUGGAUGGAACAACCAACUUCACACAAUAUUUAUGAAUCUUUUAUUAAUUGUCUUUCUGGCUCAGAUCGUCAAAUAUUAUCACACAUAGUCACCUUUGAUCAAAUAAAUUACAUAGCAAGGAGUUGUACACAGCAAAGAGCAAAUUCUGGUGAUCUAUCACCACCCAAACCACUAAGACUUCCUGAUUUAUUCAAUCUUUCUGCUCUACUUCGAUCAAGUGGAAUGCUAAUUUCCAAUUAUACUAUUCCUUCGUUCAAAUCACCUCAUAGCAACAUCAUCAUGAAUCAAUUGCCUCAGAUAACUCGAGUUCAAUCAGAUCGACCAUCUUCAAUAAGUAGUGAUGACAGCACAUCAAGAUCAUCUUUUACCGAAUCAAAAUCUUCGAUUGUUUCUGAAUCUAGUAAUAAUAAUUUAUUAAGAAGAUCUAGUACAGCCGCUAAUACAAUUAAUUAUGGAAUUAGUAAUAGACAUUUACCUUUAGAAUUUGUUUCUUCUUCUCAACGGAAACUUUCUUUAUCUUUGUCAAAUGAUAUCACAUAUUUUAUCGAUCGAGAUUCAAUCACAAAUCUAAACCCUUUUGAUAGAGAUUUAGCUUUGUUACAUUUGUUUGUUGAAAAGACGUUGAGUAAACAUAUAGAUGGUGAAAUUGAGACUAAUUAUUGUGGCACUAAAGAUUCUAUUAUCAAAGAAAUUAACAAUGGAUUAUUGAGAUCCGAUAGUAUGAAGGAUUCUUUAGCAACAUUGUCAUUUAUUAGAAAUUUAAGAGAGACAAGAUGUUUUAUAAAAAUUGUUGACCCAAGUUCUUUCCUACUUUUGCUGAUUCCUUCUUUCAAAUUUUUUAUAGAUGAUUUGGUACGAAGUCGUGGAUUUUACAAUGAAGAUCAAACUUGUUAUUUAGGUUUGAUCAUUUUCUUGUGUAAAAGACCAAAACCACUUGAUGGAAUUAACUCAUUAAAUAAAGAUCUCGAUCUCUUAAAAGAAUCACCAACAUCUUGUACUUCACCAGCUUUUAAAAUUGUUAAUCUGUCUAAUUCAACAACAGCAUCUAAUUCAAUGAAAAAUUUAUUAGAACCAAAAUUUCUAAGUUGUGAUUUCCCUAAAGGACCUAAAAAUUUAUCUGAUGAUAUUCCCGACCAGACAGCUCGUUUAAUAUCGAAUAUUAAUCAACUUUAUUCUCAUGGAUUUGUGAAAUCAAUAUAUGCCAGUGUUCUACAAAAGCAUUGUAUUACUGAGUUUGAUUUUAGAAAAGUAAUGGAUGUAUGUUUGGAGAAACCGUUUGAUAUUGAUAUCACUGGAUAUGUGAAUGUUCAUAAAUUUGUUGCAGUGCUAGGCCAUUAUUUCGAGCCAGUUUCUUUUGAUGGAGAUGGAUUGUUUAAUGUUUAUUAUUAUCGACCACUUUUCAAAAAAUCAAAUAAUUCAACUAGCAUUGAGACAACAAAUAAUAAUAGUAGUAUCAUUGGAGAUAUUGCAGAAAACUUUCUGGAAAUUUUUAAUUUUGCUGAAAAUCCUUUUUUUUUACGAUUGGAAUGCACUUUCAAAAAACAAAGUCCAGUAUUCGACGCUUUAGUUCCAUCAACCCAGAAUAACUUCGAAUUAAAAGAAACAAAUCAUAUUAAAUUUCCAGUUCGUAGUUUACCAACAACAUAUUCUUGCACGAUCAAUGAUAAAUAUUAUGAUUUUUCACCUGAAUCAAUCGGUACACAAUCAUCUCCAGUUGAAUCAUCUGAUGGUACCACUGCUACAUUACAUCUUAUUUGCAUGACUUUACCAACUGUUGAAGAUGAUAUGAUUGACAUUUCACCGGGUUUUGUUGACAUCAAAUAUGAUGAUUGUGAAGAAGAGAACCGGAAAUCAGAAACGGAUUAUUUAACCGGUAAAAAACUGGAAGCAUUACAUAAAACUAGAGAUCGUAUUGAUUGGUUAUUGAAAGAAGAAAUAAUGCAUGGUCUAUUGAAUUCUCAACCGGUUGAUAGGCCUGUUCUUAGAUUUAUUCAAGAUCAAUUGAAAGCAAAAAAUCCAUUUGUUGAUUUUCCUACUAGUUUCACUGUUCCUUUAUCAUUCGUUAAAAGAAAACAAGGCCAAGAACAUUUUCUAAAAGAGUUCAGUAAAGCAGAAAUGUCACCUUUCUCGCUUAAUCAAGUUGAAGAUUGUAUUAGUCUUGAUAACCCUAUUGUUCCAGAUGACUCAAAAAAUUUCCGCAAACAAUUAUUUUGGCUUUUACUUGACACUCAAGAAACAAGUAUACAGAUGUAUUUCUAUUCCAAAGCAGUUUCGGCAAUUGAACGCUCAAACAUCAUCAAACAUGUUCGUAACUGUAUAAUUCAGGCAUCUGAACGUGUAAACAGGUUAGUUUUAUUAAAUGAUUUGAAUGAAACGCGUCAUUGCAGCAAAUAUUUAGUGCCUCCAGAUGGAUCAUCUGACUCGGAGUCUUCUUCAGAAGACGGUGAUUUGUCAACAACAGGGGAUUUGGUAGAUGCAUUAUCUAUGACACCUAAUGAUGGAAAUUUGAAUGUUUCAAUGAAAUUUAAGCCUGGACAAUUCGAGUGCCCGUUGGUUUACGAGCAAAAAUUCCCAUUACACUGGAGAUUGAGACCACACCAAGCAUUGAACAGUGUCACAUCAUUAAUCCUUCAUCAAUUGGUUGUUAAUAAUCGUAAACAUAUGUUUGUGAUACCAAAAGAAAAGAACAUAUUUUAUAUCAAAGUGUCUGAAGUUGAUGGACAUCCUAUAUAUGAAAAUGAUGAUGACGUUAUAUCCAAAAACCAUGUUGCUCCUUCACCUUUGAUACAAACUGCUACUUCACAAUCUCAGCAACAGCCACCUACUGCAGAUUUACAAUCUACAAUUUCUAACGAAGAAAUUAAAAGUCCUCCUUCAAGUAGGAGCGAUAGUCCAAAAAUCACUUCUUCACCAAAUUCUCGCAAAAGUGCAAACAUCUCCACUGCUACCAAUGUUGCUGCUACACCACAAUCAAAACUCACAGAAUCUCGUGAAUUAGUUGUUAAAGUUUUUGGGCUUGAACCUCCAGGCAAAGAAACCAUAGAUGAACUUAUGUUACUAUUAGAAAAUAAAUUGACCACCAAUAUCACACUUAAUGUAAUGUCAACUCACUUGGCUCGUAAUCCAUACAAGAUUAAUCUAACUCGCGCGGAUGUUGAUUUUAUUUUACCGUUAUUAAAAAGUCCAAAACGUUUGACUUUAAGAAUUCCAUCAUCUAUUAAAAAUCCUUAUGCAUUUUUAGUGUUUUACAAACAAAACAUUCAAACCUAUCUCAACGUUUUGAAUGGGCAAGAGGUGAUUAAUGCAGUUAGAAGAUAUCAUCAAUCUAGAUAUGGUAUAGCAAGCUCACACGAUUCAUAUGUUGAUAAUGGAAAAAAAUAUCCACUUUGUGACAUUCAACUUCAGGAAUUCACUUUUUUCUACAAUUAUAACAGUCAAUCAAGAUCACCUUCAAUUUUUGAAGCGUCUGUUGGUCAAGGAAUUGCUGGUAUUUGUCUUACCUUAUUAGAUAAAAAUAGCCGGCCGGUUUUUGAAUUACCGUUACCUAGUCGAAACGAUCUUGAUGAUGUAAACAUUAAUGAAAUGUAUGAAUAUUAUGAAAAUGAAGAUAACUUUGUAAUUUCAGAAUCUGACGAAUUUUAUGACGAUAAUAAAAGAAUUAGAAAGGGCUAUGAAUUGUCAGUUGAUAUGUGGGCACAAGGUCCAAUGAAUUCAGAUAUUUUAUUGGACAGAAUGAUUAAAAGUUUUCAACAAUGUAUAUGUGACUUUUUCAUCGAAGUAUCAAUAACAAAAGGCUUAGGUCGCGUCCAUUACAGCAACGAAACCAUUCAACAACAACAAAAGGAAGCUGAAAGUGUUGAAAAUAUUCCAAAAAAACCUCCAAAAUUUGUUGAUUCACAUGUUCAACGUGUUUUUAUUGAUCCAACAAUGGAACUAUUGUCAAAAGCAGCAAAUCUAUCAAAUCCAGCAUUACACUCAUUAAAUUUAAAGUUAGAAAUGCCUGCAUGGAUGAUUGAUGAUUUUAUGAAAGAAGUCCAUGAACUUUUAUCGGAAGUGAACCCCGUAUUUAUUCCAAUAAUUUUGCGAAUUUUUCCAAAACUAUCAGUAAGAGCUGAAAACUUUAAUGUAGCCUAUGAGAUUUAUCGACCUUACUCAUCAACUCCUGACGCAGAAAUGACAUCUUCAACUAAAUGUAAAUAUUUAAUAAUCGCUGGGCUGAAAGAGAUGAAUGUAAAGUAUGGAAUGGCAGUUGAAGAUCGAAGAAAUGAUAGUAGUAAAGGUCUGUUACAUUCUCGUGAAAAUUCAGUAGAAGACUUCUCAUCAAAUGAAAAAGGUGGUGGUGGAGUUAAUGGUAGUCACAUUCACUCUCGUAAAAAUUCAUUCAUUAAUCCUCCGAUUCAUCAACGAAGUUUAUUAGAAGAUAUUAUGAUGUAUAAGAUCCCACCAUCUUCACUGCCUGGAGAACCUAAUAACCGACAAAAGGUUGAUUUGUUUCGAUCUUGUUUUUUAGUAAUGUCAUUUGAUGGAUUUGAAAUGACUAUUUAUAUUUACAAUUGGGAGAAACAAUAUGCUGAACAAAUCUUUGGAGCUAUGAAAAGCAUUUCUGACUGGCAUAAUAAACGAAUUGGAUUGCUAAAUAAUAUCCUACAUCAAAAAAUGGGGUUAUUUUAUCAUGUUGAUAGUCCUCAACCAAAACCAACUCCUCAAACUUCCACAUUGGUACAUAAUCCAAUCAAUACACCUAGAGCUAUGCAACCUCCAAUACCUGGGCCCCAAAGAGUGUCAUCUCAAGUUGAAAGCACAUUGAAUAAUCAAAAAUCCGGAUAUCAGGAUUUGUUGCAUAUCGAUUCAAUGGUAUAUCAACGUUUCCCACAAAGACAUCAUAACAAUGAAGAAAACAAAAGAGUUGGUGAUACAAAGAAUGAAGAAUCAAAAAAAAAGGAGAUCGAGGCUAACCAAUCCGCUUUAACUAACUUCAAUGUAAAAAAAGUUCUUAAGGAUUCGUUUAUCGAACCAAUAGAAGAAUUUAAUUCCAUUUUUAAAAGCCAAGAUGCGCUGAAGAGACAUGGUCCCUCGUUUAUAGACACUUGUAUUCGACAAGCCAAAAUAUUACAAGAUCACGAAAAUGCUCUUAAAGUGUAUAAUAAAUGGGCAAAGAGAUAUCAAGAAAAUAAUAAUGAUAAAAGAAUAGAUGUAAGAGAGGCAAUUGCCAAAUCUGAUUUAUCUAUCGUAUUUCGUACUUCCAGGCUGUUACAUUUUUGUAGAACACCACUUUUAUUUAAUGCCAAAAGUGAUGAUCAACAACCAUCUUCAACUACUACUAUUGCUACUAAUAAUAACACGAUUCAAUGGUAUAAAGAGAUAGUUAAUAAGUUUUUAGAAGAGUACUCUUCAUAUCUUGAGACUAUUGGAAUGCAUGUAGUUAUUGAUGGUAAACCAGGGUUGAAUAUAAUUGACGAUGGUAGCAGCAGUAAUAAUAAUAACGAAAAUCCAACAGGAACAGCUACAACAGCAACGCUUGAUCAUAACAAAGAAUUUUAUGAAGGUUCUCCUGUAUUUUUACUUAAAGCACUUCAAGGUGGUUCUAUUAUGUGUGAAGUGGGGAUACAAAAUGAAUUUGUCUGUGUCACAUUGUAUACAAUGAAUCGGCGAUAUGGAAAACUUCGAAUGGCAGCACCAGGAUUUAUUGCUGCUAAUAGUGAUAGACAUAGUUUGAAAGUGUUUACUGAGGAGUGUGGUAGAUUCAAAAAGAUGAUUCAUGUCAACUCAUUUGUAUAUGAUUUUCAUUUACGUUAUAUCAAGCAUAUUUUAGAGGAACAAAUGGACAUUUCACCACCUUUUAAUGUUUUGGAAAUUAUUAAACAGUUUAUUAACCGGCAUAGUUGUCCAGCAUAUUGCGCACGUAAUCGGAUUUAUUAUGGCAUUUUUGAGAAAGAAACCGAAUCAAUUCCUGAUGACUUAUUUACUUAUAUAAUUAAGACUCCUCAACGAUACAAUUUUCGAUCAACCUGCUUCAAAGGAGAACCAAUUGCAUGCUUCGCUACAUUUAGCAAUUAUAACUUUACUGCGGAUAACUCGGAAUCUGUUUGUCAUUUAAUGAAUGAAAAUGCAAAAACAUCAACAGACCCGUCUUUUUUUGAUCAUGAUGCAAAAAUUCAAUAUACAUUAAUUUUUAGUUCUACAAAUAAAAAUAAUCCGGGUAAAAUAAGUAUAGAGUAUUAUGUUAUUUUUCUCGAUGAUUCUGACGAGACAAUAGAGGCUUUUACUCUUAGCAGCAGUACCAAUACUACUAUUAAUUUCUCUUCAAUUGCAAUGACAACUGUUAAUAGCACUUCUUCAAUUGGAACAACAACACCACCAGCUAGUGAUUUCAAGAUUCAUCAACAUAAUCGUCAAUCAUCUUAUCAUGAAAUUCCAUAUAAACAAACAGAAGUCAAUUCACAAACUAACGUAAAGCUUGAUAACAUAAUUAAUCAGGCCAUUAAGUUUUAUCACCGUGAUUCAUUGUGGAAUCAAUUAUGGAAUUGUGGUGGAAGUAUUAAUACUGGCGGGGGUAACAUAAGUGGUAAUAAUGGCGUUAAACCUAUUAGUACCUCGGAAUUCUUAAUUCUAACAAAACAAUGUAUUAGCCGUGAACUUAUCGCCAUUAAUCCCGAUUUUAAAGAUUUUCUUGAUCUAGAGCUUGAUUGGAACGAAGUACUUGAUUUUCUUUUAUCACAUUAUUCUGGCCUUUCACGAGAAUUAUAUGAUAAUGAAGGUGUUAGACAUUUAGUUAUUUUUAAUCCACAUACUCAAAGCAAUGACAAUAGAACAUUUAUAAUUAAUGCAGUAUGUCGUGAUGCUAAAAUAAAUCUUAAAGAUUUUGAAUUAGAAUUUGCAGCAGAUAUUUCUAGAACAAUAGGUUAUUUAUUAUGGCAAAAAUUGUCCUAA
Entrophospora candida is the source of this 11133-nucleotide messenger RNA. The record is from the annotation of a GenBank genome assembly. Lineage: Eukaryota; Fungi; Glomeromycota; Glomeromycetes; Entrophosporales; Entrophosporaceae.